This is a messenger RNA of Engraulis encrasicolus (European anchovy), 945 nucleotides long. Its product is annotated as G-protein coupled receptor 55-like. Gene Ontology annotation, molecular function: G protein-coupled receptor activity. The record is from RefSeq and is a predicted model, not a curated record. Gene Ontology annotation, cellular component: plasma membrane. Lineage: Eukaryota; Metazoa; Chordata; Actinopteri; Clupeiformes; Engraulidae. The transcript is spliced from 2 exons. Gene Ontology annotation, biological process: phospholipase C-activating G protein-coupled receptor signaling pathway; positive regulation of Rho protein signal transduction. Bases 73 to 945 code for a protein of 290 amino acids.
UGCACCGUAUCAAAUCUCUUCAUCUUCUCAACAGCAAGCAUAGCAACCACAGCAACAAAAAACAUUGCUGUCAUGAACCUGUCUGGAGACCAGAUGUGCAAUGAGACCGGUAAGCUUGAGGCCCAGACCUUCCAGCAGGUCGCCUACAUCCCCGUCUUUGUGCUGGGCCUGGUGCUGAAUGCAAUGGCUGUGUCUACCUUCAUCCGGAGACGUCGUCAAUGGACAGACUCCCACAUCUACAUGCUGAAUCUGGCCCUGGCUGACUGCACACUGGUCCUCUUCCUACCAGUCCGAGUCUACGAUGCCUACCAUCCCAUCCAACCCUCACUGCUCUGCACCGUCAUGAUCUCCAUCCAUUACGUCAAUAUGUACGCCAGCAUCCUCACCGUCACCUGUAUCAGUGUGCACCGCUAUCUCAGCAUCAGGUUUCCCUUCUGGGCCCACCACACCAGAGCUAGGAAGAAGCUUGCCGCCUCGGUCUGCACUUUCAUCUGGGUCAUCAUAAUGGCAAUAUGUUUGGCCUUUCACUCAGAGAAUCUGCCAGAACGGCUGAGCACGUGCUAUAGACAUAAAGAAAAUGUGCGCUCCAUUCAUUUUGUCUUAGUGGUAGAAGUGGUGGGCUACCUCAUCCCAUUGCUGAUCAUGUCUUUCUGUUCCAUCCAAAUUUCUUGCAUUCUGCAGGAGACAAGUACAAGAGAGGAGAACUCUGAACAGAAGAGGACAUUUGUAAGACUCGUAAAAGCCAACUUGAUGGUUUUUUUUGUUUGCUACACGCCUAUCCAUGUCUACCUUUAUCUGGCAGAGUAUAAUAGGACCAACAAAGGUCCUUCAUCACCACUUCACAGCUUUCUUAAUUUUGCUGAAUGGAUUGCCACUACAAACUGCUGUCUGGAUUCAUUUGGGUAUUACUUCUUACUAAAGUCGGGAUUACGAGAUGCUACGUAG